Molecule: messenger RNA, 906 nt
Organism: Stylonychia lemnae
Lineage: Eukaryota; Ciliophora; Spirotrichea; Sporadotrichida; Oxytrichidae
Source: the annotation of a GenBank genome assembly
AUGUCAACUAACAUCGAUUCCACAACAUACGAACCACUUAUUCAGCCAACUCGCAGCUCAAAGAUCAGAAAAGAAGCAAUUCUCGCUAUUGCUACUGUAGGUUUAAUAGCUGUUGGCUUCGCACAAAUGUUUGGACAAUCUGAUAGUCAAGAUUUUCUUGGAGCUAAAAAUCAGAUGUCACUCAUUGGAGUCUCUCAGUAAAUUAAUAUUCCAGGUGAAAAAUUCAUCGAUGUAUAUGUCGAUUCAAAUCAAAUCAUUGGUCUUACCUAUGGUUUCUUAAGAUCUAAUUCUGUUUUGUAUAAAGCAAGAGCUUAUAACCCCAUAGAUAGAACAUGGCGUGACUCUAAUAUGGAACAUAUUGUCUCUGAUUUCAAGGUAAAUGAGUAGGAAAAAAGAAUAUUUUUGAUUCAUGAUAACACUAAUAAACUAGUCGUUUUCCAACCUGAUGGCUCCUAUUAUAAUUGCGAAUAAAUCUAAGACGCAGCUCUUGAUAGUAACGGAACUAUCCACGCAAUUAUAAACAGAGAAGAAACUAGUGAUACAUAUGAAAAAUUGCGUGCAGAUAAAAGUGGUGUGAAAUUCUACGAUAGUUAUUUAUAUAAAAACAUUGAAAUUUAUUAAGACAAACCAGUCCUUGUAACAGAGGAUGGAAACUUAAAAGCCUUCUAAUAACUUUGUGUUAGAGAAAUCAGUGCAAGCUAUCAUAAUGGCGGAGGACUUUUCGCCUUAGGUUGUGAAUCGUAGGAAUCAGACUCAUCUCUCUACUAAUUAAUGAGAUGGAACAACAAUCUUAAUGACUGGCAAAAUAUUGAUAAUGUUUUUGCUGAAAAGAUUGCCACCUAUUCAAAUAAUGUGGUAUAUAUCUACAAAUAAUCACAAAUAUUUGAGAUAACAAUCAAUGAAUGA